AUGGGGAUUCUUCUGAUGCAAGACCAUGGUGAGAAAGAAAUGAUUAGAUUAGCUUUUGGUCCAGAAGCUUUAGUUCACUCAGUGAUUCUUAAAGCAAGAAAGGAGCUUGGUGUUUCUUCAAACUCACCUUCUACACCUUCAACUCCUUCUUCACCUUCACCUUUUGGUGGUUCAAUGUGUUUUUCAAGGCAGAAUUCUUCUUCUUCAGCUAAUUCUGGUAGGAUUCUUGGGGGUCUUAGCCUUCCUUCACCUCUUAGUAUAACUAGUAACAACAACCGCUAUUCAAAUGUUUCUGCUUCUUGGAGUACUAGUCCUAGUUUCUCUGAGUUUCAAGAAGUUGAUCUUGUUAGUCCUAGUGCUUCCAACAUCUCAUAUACUGCUGCUACUACUACUAAUGGAAUGACCAAUUCCACCAUGAAUUCCUCAGCUCCUACCUUUUAUUGCAAUGGAGAAGUAGACUUGAUAGAUGAGUUUCAACUACAGGACCAGCUUUCUUUCUUGAAUGAUGGGUCACCAACCCUGGGGCCUAAGAAUCCUGAUGUUUAUUACCAGCAACAACAAGAUUUAACCUCAAGUCCAAGUGGGGAUUCCAUGCUUUUCUCUUCAGGUAUUAUUGGUUUGAAAAAAUCAAUCACUUAUGGGCCUGUUCAAGAUGUGAGGAUUCCAUAUCAGCAAAAGAGGAUGUUUGGUUUUGUUACAUUUGUUUAUCCGAAGAUUGUGAAGACCAUUCUUGCCAAAGGAAAUCCUCAUUUUGUAUGUGAUGCUAGGGUGCUUGUCAAGCCUUACAAAGAGAAGGGCAAAGUCCUAGAGAAGUUUUGCUUCAAUAGUCCAGAUAGAUAUUGCACUCAAUUGAAAUGGGUGGCAUAG
Messenger RNA from Solanum pennellii, 867 nucleotides. RefSeq names its product zinc finger CCCH domain-containing protein 22-like. Gene Ontology annotation, molecular function: nucleic acid binding. Lineage: Eukaryota; Viridiplantae; Streptophyta; Magnoliopsida; Solanales; Solanaceae. Bases 1 to 867 code for a protein of 288 amino acids. The record is from RefSeq and is a predicted model, not a curated record. The transcript is spliced from 2 exons.